AUGACAGAGCCCACGGCAAAGGACCCCCGGGCUCCGCACGUGGCGGGCGGCGCGCCCUCCCCGACCCGGGUCCGCUCCCCUCCGCUGGGACUGGGACGCGCGGACCCCGGCCCCUUCCCGGCCAGCGCCGACACCUCGCCCGCAGUCCCCCUCUCGCUGGAGGGGCUGCUCUUGCCUCGGCCUUGCCCCGGGCGGGUCUCCCCGGACGCGAAGACCCUGGACCGGCCGCCGCCGCCAGACGUGGGGGGCGCGUACCCCCGCGUGGAAGCCCCCGGGGGUGCCAGCGGAGGCAGCGCGAGAGCCCCCGACAAGGACGGCGGGCUGCUGGACAGUGUCUUGGACACGCUGCUGGCUCCCUCGGGGCGCGGCCCGGGCCACGCCAGCCCUCCCGCCUGCGAGGGCCCCGGCCCCUGGCCUGAUUCGGAAGCCAGCCAGAGCCCGCAAUACAGCUUCGAGUCUUUACCUCAGAAGAUUUGUCUGAUCUGUGGAGAUGAAGCUUCAGGCUGCCAUUAUGGUGUCCUCACCUGUGGGAGCUGCAAGGUCUUCUUUAAAAGAGCCAUGGAAGGUCGGAAGUUUAAAAAGUUCAACAAAGUCAGAGUGAUGAGAGCCCUGGACGCCGUGGGGCUCCCCCAGCCCGUGGCCAUCCCGGGCGACGGCCAGGCCCUGGGCCAGCGGAUCAGCUUCUCCCCGAGCCAGGACAUACAGCUGGUGCCGCCGCUGAUCAACCUGCUCCUGAGCAUCGAGCCCGACGUGGUGUACGCCGGGCACGACAACAGCAAGCCCGACACGUCCAGCUCCCUGCUGACCAGCCUCAACCAGCUGGGCGAGAGGCAGCUCCUCUCUGUGGUCAAGUGGUCCAAGUCGCUCCCAGGCUUCCGAAACUUACACAUCGAUGACCAGAUAACGCUCAUCCAGUAUUCCUGGAUGAGUCUGAUGGUGUUUGGGCUCGGCUGGCGAUCCUACAAGCACGUCAGUGGACAGAUGCUCUACUUUGCCCCUGAUCUGAUCCUGAAUGAAUCUCAUAGAGCUUACCUCAGCUUCAAAAUUACAUAG
Messenger RNA from Condylura cristata (star-nosed mole), 1053 nucleotides. It is a transcript of the gene PGR, whose product is annotated as progesterone receptor. The transcript has 5 exons. Bases 1 to 1053 code for a protein of 350 amino acids. The record is from RefSeq and is a predicted model, not a curated record. Gene Ontology annotation, molecular function: nuclear steroid receptor activity; sequence-specific DNA binding; steroid binding. NCBI's taxonomy places the organism in Eukaryota, Metazoa, Chordata, Mammalia, Eulipotyphla, Talpidae. Gene Ontology annotation, cellular component: nucleus. Gene Ontology annotation, biological process: regulation of DNA-templated transcription; steroid hormone receptor signaling pathway.